AUGCUUUUUGGGAAUUUCUGGCUGGCCUUUCUGGCCGUGUUCUUUCUUCCGUUAGCUGAAAGCCUUCAUGUAACCCCGGACAUUGCAGAUGAACAUUUGCGUAAUGUCUACGACUAUAUCAUCGUUGCAGGUGGCACCGCUGGUCUAACCAUUGCCAAUCGCCUCUCCGAAAACCCAGCAGGUCUGCUUCCUGUCCCGGGAACCAUCGGGUCAGGUGGAUGGCAAAAAUACCAAUGGGGGCUGACCACUGAACCCCAGACCUAUCUCAACAAUCAGAAUGUGGGAAUACCGCAGGGGAAGGCUGUUGUGCACGUCUCCUACCCUCAAUACUUCUAUGACCAAUCCUUCAACGUUCUCGAGGGCUUGGCUGAGCUUGGUCUACCCAUCAUUGGUGAUGUGAACAAUGGGACAGCCGCAGGGGCCAUGACACUCCCCUCAAGCAUGCACCCUGAUAAUCAGACGAGGUUCGAUGCUAGAGAAGCUCAUUUUAACUCGGCAUCUUCGAGGUACAAUUUGCACAUUGCAACCAAUCAGACUGUCACACAACUUGUUUUGGAUAGUAACAGUGCAUAUAACUCCAAUCGGAGAGUUAUGGGAGUCGAGUUUGCUCCAAAUAACAAGUCGAAAGCGAGAUCAAUUUCUUGUACUCGAGAGGUUAUUGUUUCGGCUGGUGCCAUUUUCACUCCUACUUUACUUCAGAUAUUGGGAAUUGGGCCAUCAGAUGUUCUGAAGUCGCUUGACAUUCCGGUCAAGAUUGACCUUCCCGACGUCGGAUAUAAUCUUCAGGACCAUCCCAUGAUCUAUGCUAACUACUACUGCCGCAAUGAAUCAUAUUUGAGGAGUGAUGAGAUAACCGACGAUGUGUAUGAUGAAGUUGCCGAGGAAUACAUACGGAACAGAACAGGUGAGCGCAAAUAUCUGAGAGAGGGACCAAGUUCCGGUAAUGGCAUUCCUUCAAAUGCCCCCAACUCCGUGAAGAAGGGCUACGAAGUCCAACGGAGGAUUCUCAGACAAAAAGGGCAGUUCGCUGUCGCUGCUCAAAAGACCUUCUCCCGAGGCACCAUCCAACCCUCGUCUUCCUCUAUUUUUGAUACGCCAAAACUGGACCCACGAUACUGUUCCGACACGAUCGACUGCGAGAUUAUUGUUCUUGGUCUCCAAAUGAACACGAAACUGAUUCAAACCAACGCUAUGAAAGAGCUCAUGCCCGAAGCGGAAUCGGUGUUCGAUACUACAGAUCGUGAGUCGUUGAUGAAGCAAGUCAUGGAGAAGAUCACGACAGAGAGACAUCCUUCAGGAACAGCAGCCAUGAUGGCACUCGAGUUGGGAGGAGUUGUUGACCCAGAGCUCAAGGUGUAUGGCACAUGCAACUUGCGUAUUGCUGAUGCUAGUAUCAUGCCCCUGAUUCCGUCAGCGCAUCUGCAAGCUAGUGUCUAUGCCAUUGCUGAGAAGGUGAGACUCUGA
Messenger RNA from Fusarium redolens, 1464 nucleotides. RefSeq lists its product as uncharacterized. Gene Ontology annotation, biological process: secondary metabolite biosynthetic process. The record is from RefSeq and is a predicted model, not a curated record. Bases 1 to 1464 code for a protein of 487 amino acids. NCBI's taxonomy places the organism in Eukaryota, Fungi, Ascomycota, Sordariomycetes, Hypocreales, Nectriaceae. Gene Ontology annotation, molecular function: oxidoreductase activity, acting on CH-OH group of donors; flavin adenine dinucleotide binding. The transcript has 8 exons.